Molecule: messenger RNA, 912 nt
Organism: Triticum aestivum (bread wheat)
Lineage: Eukaryota; Viridiplantae; Streptophyta; Magnoliopsida; Poales; Poaceae
Exons: 2
Coding region: 321-821 (166 amino acids)
Source: RefSeq, a predicted model, not a curated record
CACAGAGCCCACUUCCCCACCCAUUCCCGUAUCUUCUCCCCCCUCCCCCACACUCCUCACCACUACAUCUCAAAUCCCUCAUGGCGAGCUCCUGGACGGCGACCAAAGCGAGGGUGACGACGAGGGGAUGCUGGGUCGGCAUGGCUCCCCAUGGCCGCCGAGGGGACGAGCAGGCGGAGGUCCUCGACUACCUCAAAGAUGACGAGGAGGUCGGGGUUGAGGGGACGUCCUCAACGCGCCCGUAGAGGAGAGCCUCGUCGGAGGCAGGAUGGGAGGCCCAUGGUGGCUAAGGCUGGAGUGGGCGGAUCUGAGCUCGGCUGAUGAAGCACGCCGCCAUCGGGGGAGACGAGGAACAGGGAGACGACGAGCCCAGCAUCGGCAAGCUCAACGGAGGAGCCGCGUCGAGGAAGGCAAGGUGGGAAAGGAGCUCAGAGGAGCCGCUCCGAGAUGCGGCGGCUGCUUGGCGGUGCCCGAAGCGACGCGAGCGGGCACGUCCCGCGCUGAUGCGGACGAGACUGUCACGGCCUAGCUCGAGCGGCACCCGGCCACAGGGCCGAGAUGCGGUGGCUGUUGGCGUUGCCAGCGCGACGUCGACAGGCAUAUCACACACUGAUGCGAGCGCCCCCGCAUGGACCACGACCCUCCCAUCCAUCUUCAGGGAAACGCCCUGUGUGGCGAUCUGGAGGCGGUUCAGGUGUUGGGGAGAUCGUACUGAACAAAAAUUGUUCGGUCGUUGCCCCUCCAGACCGGACGUGCGGGCAGCCUCCUCCCCUGCCACACGUGUGGCAGAUAUCAGGACCCAUAUUAAUAUGAGAUGUUAGUUUUGAACUUGUUCCUUUCUCUCAUGAUGUAAUUCUUUACCGAAAAAGGCUUUCGCCCUGCUUUAUAAAUAAAGCAAACCACCACAGCCAA